CUAUUGGGAAAACAAAAAAAGGAUCAAUAUGACUAAUAAAAACGAUUAUAAAUUUUAGAUAUUAUCUUGUAAAAAUGUCAAAAAAAGAAAUAAAUUAUCAAAUAGAAAUGAUAAAAAAUUUUUCACCAGUCGUCUUUUUUAAAUAGAUUUUUUAGAUAGAAUCUUUUGGGAGGGAAUCUUCAAAAAAAGAAAUAUUCAAGAAUGACGAACAUCAAAGCAAGUCGUAAAGGGAUGCGACUGAACGACGCGCAGUACUUCCGAUUGCCCUUGCCGCACACGCGCAAGCGGAUGAUGGUAAUACGUGUGAUGCCGCGGAUCGCGGACGUGAAUUACUCUCACGUAGUCCAGGGUCCGGAUGCUGGACUCGGCACGACGUGCCGACGUCGCGGCAAGACGUUGGAAUCGAAGCGGAGCUCGGUCGAAAUAGCGCUCGUGACAUACAAGGCAGGCUUCGAAGACGUCGAUCAAAGUAAGAAUCCUUAUUUCGAAGAUAAGGAAGGCCGUCAGGACAUUUGCGUAGAGACCGAAGCGAUCGAGCUUUCCGAUGAUCCAUCAUCCUUAACGCGGCGAGAAGAUGUUCCGAGCGUUCCGAACGAUUUCGAAAAAUUCGCGGAAUUUCCGCAAGCCGAGGAGGAUCGUCGGGAAACCGUACGGAAGGUCGAUUCACAAGAAUUGCGAAGCCGGGUGGAGCACAACUGUGAGAGCGUCGACCGGAAACAGAAUUGCGGCGAUCGCGUUGUUCAGAUCGCGGAGGUGGAGGAGAAGGAGAAAGAGAAGGAGGAGAGAGAGGAGAAGUGCGGUAGUUGGUGGAAGAACGGCGGCCAAACAAUUCUGCAGUUUUUCGCCAAGAUCCUGGGAAAACGCGGCGAAAUAGGCGCCAAGGGACCGACGGGUUACGUCUUGCCUACCGGCAAGCAGCAGCCUGGCAAGCGUGUCAAGCGCGUCUCGAGGGAUGGCAAAGGCCAUAACGGAUGCGGAAGAGACGUCGAUGGUGGUAUACGCUUGAAGCGAGUCGACAACGGCUAUAUUGCGAAUCACGUAUAUAGAAAAAAUUUAUCAACGCAGCACGUAAUUCCUUGUUAAAUGCAAAGUAAAUCCAAGGAUUAACGCAACUCGUGAGACUAUUUAGGAGG
This is a messenger RNA of Wasmannia auropunctata (little fire ant), 1133 nucleotides long. RefSeq lists its product as uncharacterized. The coding region runs from base 202 to 1083 and encodes 293 amino acids. NCBI's taxonomy places the organism in Eukaryota, Metazoa, Arthropoda, Insecta, Hymenoptera, Formicidae. The record is from RefSeq and is a predicted model, not a curated record. The transcript is spliced from 4 exons.